This is a messenger RNA of Amoebophrya sp. A25, 734 nucleotides long. The record is from the annotation of a GenBank genome assembly. NCBI's taxonomy places the organism in Eukaryota, Dinophyceae, Syndiniales, Amoebophryaceae.
CAGAAACCAGCAAUAUGCCCCAACUUCCACUGGUGAUGCGAUCUACGGAAGAUUCAAUGCGAGGACGCCCACGGCUGCUCGCCCAGCCGCAGCCUCAUCUUCUAGGACUUGGCAAGGAGGUAAUCUCCAGGCCUCCACCUCCCAUCGUCGUGGUGAAAUCCACGUCACAAGCAAUCAUACUACAAGAACUGGUGGCUGUACUAGUACAAAAAUAAAGAGACCACGCUGUAGUACAAUUACUCAUGUGUCAACCUACCACGAGCAGUUGUACGAGAUUACAAGACGAGACGACGAUUAUGAUGAUGUUGGUCGUCGAGUAGUGGAGGAGAACCAGGGAUGCCAGCUCGUCCCACAGGAGACGCUGGAGGAAAUCGGUCUACUAGAGUUUCCUGAGGAGGCGCUUCGGGAAUCUCUAAAGGAGCAAGGGCACCCGGACAUGCCCAACGUCGACGUGGCACUAUUUCGCAAUACCUGCGUUCAUUUGCUAACCCAUCUAGUAGCAAAUGGCGCCUACCUACCGAGGAAUGCUUUCAGCGAUGCGUCUUCGGAUGCUCACAUCGGCGACGUCCUCCUUACUCUUGUCGUCCGUCUUGUUGCCAGGAACCUUGGUGCGACACCGCAAAUCGCCGAAUUAACGUCGCAGCGACUUGUGUUUCUCACUACGCACUUGCUGGUGACACCGGCAGACAUAACUCCAGGAUCAAAAACCGUGAGAGGUCAGAAGCGGUUGAGGC